AUGGCCGGUGAAGAUUCUCCAAAGGCUGAGUAUCGUCGCAGCCCCGUCAUGCCACCGCCAGACCCUACCAUCCAUACUCUCGCUACAUUCCACGGCAUUCUCUGCGCAAGAACCGAACAGCUACUCAGGGCGGCCAACAAGCGGACUAAAAGCAAGAGGGGGGCCAAGAGGACGGAGAAGAAGAACAACAAGAAAAAGAAGAGAAAGAACGACUGGAAUGACAACGACAGCCGGCGCACAGGGGUGGUACGCUAUAAGGAGUAUGCACUCCAGCCGCUGUACAAAGCUCUUAUCGCUAUUACCAGCUGCGCCGAUUACGACGGCGAGGACUCCUCCACGGCGGGCCGCUUCCCGGUCUAUCUGGUCCGCACCGGCGUUGAGGAUGGCCUUUCUGCCCCGAUCUCCUUCGACGCCGAGAUGGCCGCCCAGAAAAUGAAGUACGUCUCAGAAAACGUCGUCGAGACUAAGCUAGAGGCCGCCGUGGACUUCGUUAUGGCCUUGAAAGCCCGUGAAAUCGCGGUCUUUGGCAUCCAGCCAGACCCGGCUUCUGUCGUCGAGCCGCCCAGGGACAAAAAGGGCCGCAAGCUGACGAAGCUACCGAACACCCAGGGGGUCAGCGACGAGAAGGCAGCGGAGUGGGGAUGGUGCGGAUGGGGCCAGUGGUUUGACGAGGUGGUUGGGCAUAGAAACGAAAAGAUUACAUCGGAUGGAUACCAGGACAUAUUGCUCGAGUUUCAGAUGCUUAGGGAAGGGAAAAUCUUUCCCACCGCCAUAAUGCAUUCUUGGUGA
Molecule: messenger RNA, 789 nt
Organism: Chaetomium globosum CBS 148.51
Lineage: Eukaryota; Fungi; Ascomycota; Sordariomycetes; Sordariales; Chaetomiaceae
Exons: 2
Coding region: 1-789 (262 amino acids)
Source: RefSeq, a predicted model, not a curated record